This is a messenger RNA of Sphaeroforma arctica JP610, 282 nucleotides long. RefSeq lists its product as hypothetical. Bases 1 to 282 code for a protein of 93 amino acids. The record is from RefSeq and is a predicted model, not a curated record. NCBI's taxonomy places the organism in Eukaryota, Ichthyosporea, Ichthyophonida. Gene Ontology annotation, biological process: endoplasmic reticulum to Golgi vesicle-mediated transport. The transcript is spliced from 4 exons. Gene Ontology annotation, cellular component: trans-Golgi network.
AUGAGAGAUGUGAAGACUGUGGGCAACAAGUUCUACCAUGUCCUCGUGCCCAGGAACGAUAAGACACUUCUGCGCGAUUGGGAUCUUUGGGGACCACUACUGCUGUGCGUCAGUUUAGCUCUGAUUCUGCGAGAAACUGCGGCAGACGACCAAAAGACUCUGGUGUUCACAUCGGUGUUUGUUAUUGUUUGGGUGGGUUCCGCUGUGGUGACCAUCAAUUCUCAGCUCUUGGGCGGAUCAUUCUUCCAUGGGAUUUCUGGCAGACAGUCAGCCACCGCAUAG